Molecule: messenger RNA, 1535 nt
Organism: Corylus avellana
Lineage: Eukaryota; Viridiplantae; Streptophyta; Magnoliopsida; Fagales; Betulaceae
Product: putative protein phosphatase 2C 60
Biological process (GO): protein dephosphorylation
Molecular function (GO): cation binding; protein serine/threonine phosphatase activity
Source: RefSeq, a predicted model, not a curated record
UCCAACAAAAGCAGGUAGUUGAUCAAAAGGCCAUCGUUUCUCUCUUUUCUUUUAACCUCGCCUCUCUGAAAUCAGUGUGCGGACGCUGAGCCUGCAAAAGAGAAUAGAAAUGGGGAUAUAUCUCAGUGCCCCCAAAACUGAAAAAGCAUCAGAAGACGGGGAGAAUGACAGACUUAGAUACGGGUUGUCAUCAAUGCAAGGGUGGCGUGCAACCAUGGAAGAUGCUCAUGCAGCUUAUCCAGAUUUGGACAGUUCCACCUCCUUCUUUGGUGUUUAUGAUGGCCAUGGGGGUAAAGUAGUUGCUAAGUUCUGUGCCAAGUAUCUUCAUCGACAGAUGCUCAAGCAUGAAGUGCAUGUUGCUGGAGAUUUAGGCUCUUCUGUACAGAAAGCUUUUCUAAGAAUGGAUGAGAUGAUGUGUGGACAAAGAGGAUGGAGAGAAUUAGCGAGAUUGGGGGAUAAAAUGGACAAGUUCUCUGGUAUGAUAGAAGGGUUGAUAUGGUCUCCUAAGGGUGGUGAAGUCAAUGACCAUAUUGAUGAUUGGCCUUCUGAGGAGGGGCCCCACUCUGAUUUUCAUGGACCAAAUUCUGGAUGCACGGCUUGUGUGGCAAUCAUCCGAAACAAUCAACUUCUUGUUGCAAAUGCUGGUGAUUCUCGUUGCGUAAUAUCCAAGAAGGGUCAGGCAUAUAAUUUGUCUACAGAUCACAAACCUAACCUUGAGAUUGAGAAAGAAAGGAUUCUGAAAGCUGGUGGUUUUAUCCAAUAUGGUCGAGUCAAUGGAAGUCUGAACUUGGCAAGAGCUAUCGGAGAUGUGGAAUUCAAGCAGAACAAACUUUUGCCAGCUGAACAGCAGAUUAUCACUGCCUAUCCAGACAUAACAACUGUUGAGCUUUGCGAUGAUGAUGAGUUUUUUGUUCUAGCUUGUGAUGGGAUUUGGGAUUGUUUGUCAAGCCAACAACUGGUGGAUUUCAUACGAGAAGAGUUGAAGACUGAAAGUAAACUUUCAGUCAUCUGCGAGAGAGUGUUUGACAAGUGUUUGGCACCAUCUGCUGGUGGCGAGGGAUGUGACAACAUGACCAUGAUUUUGGUUCAGUUCAAAAAACCUGUUGAUUUAGAUGCUUCUCCUGGGGAGCAGCCUUUGUCUCCUGAUCAAACCAUCUGAGUCUCGGGAGUACUGGUAAGAGUUCAGUGGAGACAUAAUCGAAUUAGCUCCAGCUCUUUACACUUUCCCAACAUGGCUACACCUUUUUCUUCCAAGUUGAAGCUCUGGAGAGCACAAGAAUUCUGGAUUCCAAUUCAUUUAGAAAGCGAAUUCUCAUGGCAUGGCCCUAAAUGUUUACUAUGUUUCAGGUAGUGGUUCAGCUUUCUGAGUUCUGUAUAUGUUGCUGAUGCCGCUAGAUUUUAAGAGACUCCCUUCUAACUUUGUCCAGGAUCAAGCACAGCUAUUAUAGGAGUAAGAACAGCAUAAAAUUUACAGUUUUUCAGUCUUUUCCACUGUACUUGGGAUAAGGCAAUGAAUAUAAUAGUAUUUUGGAACC